Molecule: messenger RNA, 279 nt
Organism: Strongylus vulgaris
Lineage: Eukaryota; Metazoa; Nematoda; Chromadorea; Rhabditida; Strongylidae
Source: the annotation of a GenBank genome assembly
AUGGCCGCACAACAACUUGAAGAUAUCGGUGCCGUCGAAGAGGUGGACGUUGGAGAUUAUGAAUUGGUUAGCGUUAAGCAUGAAUCGAAUACACUUGCGACAAGUCAUCGUCGUCACCCAACUGCAGGAAUCAGGAAUCGUUGCCCUUAUGGAUGUGGAAAGAUGAUAGCCUUGAGAACAAUAGACUAUCAUAGAACUAAUGGGUGUCGUCCUGGCCAGUCAAAAGAUGAGACUUUUGGUGAUACCAGCAAGAAACGUUACUAUUGUUGCGGAGUUUGU